Caenorhabditis angaria is the source of this 5732-nucleotide messenger RNA. NCBI's taxonomy places the organism in Eukaryota, Metazoa, Nematoda, Chromadorea, Rhabditida, Rhabditidae. The record is from the annotation of a GenBank genome assembly.
AUGCCGCAAACCGUCCAUCUACAGUACAAUUCGCCAAUGGGUCUCUAUUCAAAAGAGACGGCCACCGAACAAUUUCAACAACAAAUCGGCGAGAAUCCCGGCGAUCUUCCAGCACCUGAUAAACAUUUCGAUCCAUCCAAAUCGGCAACUCUGCGAUAUUUGAAAGAAUCCGAGAGAGGUGAACAAUUUGGUGAUAACUUUUUCGAGAAAGUUUCUCAAGCCGAGGCACCAAAUGUUCCCUAUCAAUCGGAACCCGGUUGGGCAAGAACGGCUCGCGAGAAGAGCGAGAGAGCUAGAAGUAAGACACCGGCUGAUCCGUUUUAUCGACCAGCGAGUUCGCCAGCACCGUCGAAUCAUCCGAUUCAUUUGGAAAAUGCCAGAGAUCAUGCGGAGAAAAAUCGGUGAGCAGUAAAGAUCUGGUAAAUAAUGAAUGGGACCCCAAAUGGGACCCCGAAUGACUGAAUGGGACCCCAAAAUGAUAAAAUGGGACCACAGCAUUUUUUUUUGAAUUGUCUGAAUGGGACCCCGCAAAAAAGGGACCCCAUUGAAAUUUUUUCAGAAUGGGACCACAGAUAGGCUUAAACUUAGACGUAUCCUCAGCACUGGGGUUAGGCAUAGGCUUAGGUUUAGUUAGGAUUUCAGGCUUAGGCUUAGUUAGGGUUUGAGGCUUAGGCUUAGUUAGGGUUUUACGCUUAGGCUUAGUUAGGAUUUGUAGUCUAGGCCUUUCAGUAUAAAAUUUCAGUGGGGUCCCAUUCAGACAAUUCAAAAAAAAUUCUGUGGUCCCAUAUUAUUAUUUUGGGGUCCCAUUCAUCACGACGAUUUUUAAACACCGGGGUCCCAUUCAGUCAUUUGGGGUCCCAUUUGGGGUCCCAUUCAUUAUUUGCCUAAAGAUCUAGGGCCUACUGAACUAAAUCUAAAUCAAGUAUUCCAGAGUCUUCACCCAUAACAUCAAUGAGCCAUACGGUCGCUCAUACUACGAUGCCGCACAAACUCUCCCAAGAUAUCGUAGAUCACACAGUGCUGGACAUGAUUUGUCAAAUCGAGGUUAUGAACUUGGAGGGAUCGACUACACUCAGGGAAUCCACGUCGAUCAUGGUACUGAUUAUCAAUAUUAUGAAGAGCCACCAAGAAAACCACAACCACCAAAACUUCCACCAGGUUAUGAAUUGGGUGGAACUGAUUUCUAUCAAGGAAAUGUUUCGUGUGACAAUCAUUAUCGAGGGCAUGGUCCAGAUCCUCCGAGACUUCGCCCGAAGUAUACUGCAAAUCCACAUGACCCGUGUAAUGUUGCGAUUGCACCAAAUCUUGAAGCUGUUGAUGCGAAUUUAUUAGUUGGAGACACUUUGUCGAAUCAAAAGAUCAAGCAUGAAGUUCGUCACAUUGAUCAAUCACAAUUUGGAACUUCCUUCGGGCCAACUCAGGGUUUCAAGAGAGAUCAUCAAACAGUUUAUAGACAACCUGAACAUCAAGGACCUGUUGUUUAUUCGCUGAGUGCCAACAAAAAUCUGGCAAGACAAAGUUCUGCACCGCCAGAACAAAGAGAUGUUUGGAAUGUGAGUGGAAAUCAAUAUGAAGUUGAUAAGGAGGUGAGUUGAUGUGUUUCAAGGGAUUCAAAAUAACAUUGAAGCAGGUCUCGAUUCGAACUCUUCUGAAUGAUGAAGCUCUUCGCGCGCCAAAGCGUGAAACUUCGCCAUUUUGGGCUAAUCAUUCGGUUCAAAAACAUCAAGCCUGGCAGGGUAAAACCGAUCCACGUCUUCAAAGAUAUGAGGUUCCCCCCGUUUUGAAAAUGCUAAUAACAUUUUUGAGUUGCUUUAGAAGUCUUCGAAGAUCUUCAAACUUGAAGAUCUUCAAAUCCGAAACUUGUAUCAAAAAUUUUGCAGACCUACAUCACCGAACCGAAUUGGCGUCGAAACGUUGAUCAACGUCGUCUCGCGUGGGAACGACGUGCGUUCGAGACGGAGCAACGUUUGAGCCGCCCAUUUUCAGAUCGUGUAAGUUUUUUUUAUGAAAAAAAAAGAGAAAAGAGAAAAAAGCGAGAGAUAAUGAAUAAAUGAGAGAGUUUAGGUAGCGCCUGGUGUUCCUCCCGCAUGGCAUGCCGAAGCCGAACAUAAGCAUCAACAGUGGCAAAAGCAGGCUGACAAUAUGAGCUCGGUUUGUGUUUUGUGUGAUUUUCAGAUUGAUAUGGUUUCAAGUUACGAUUUUCAGAACCAACAAGGUUCAAACUACAACACGGAGAACAAUCGGCAAUACACAUCGUCAACAACCGGAUAUGUAAGUUCGAAAAAAAUUUUUGGGAGGGGGAGGGGCAUUUUUAUUUUUUUUUAAAUCCGAACUGUGUUUCUGGCAGUAUUGAACUUCAACAACAUUCAUUUUUUCAAAAUCAAAUUUAUUUUUGAACAAAACAUGGCACAACAUGUGUUCUCAAUUCGAAAAGUCAAUAAAUCAUGUUGCAGCCAGUCGGUCAUCACGAUAACUCACAAACAAAUGCUGCGAGUUACCUGAACUCUGGAUACAACUCAAAUCAAAUUGACUAUCUGGUUUCUAACCAGAAUCGUUAUAAUGAGGGACCACAUUAUCAACCACCAGUUAUUAAUUCAACUGCGACUGCUGGAUCGAAUUUGGGGCAUGGACAUCAACAUAGUUCCUACUCAACUUCCACUCAAAGUAAAACUGUUCCAGUAAACUAUUCUGGAUCUCAGGUUAGUAGUCGAGAGAAUGGGAAACUGUUUAAUUUUUGAUAUUUUUUAGCAAAACGUUGCUGGAACUUUCAAUGAAGUAUCUAAGGUUUAUUUUUGUUUUGAAAAAAAGCUUAUUAGAACUUAUUGUCCGUUUGUAGAAAUGAGAUUCACCCCGCGAAAAAAUAAAUUUGAAUUUGAGAAAAUCUCUAAUUUCCCCUACCCCCGCGUAACUAGCGUGUGCGUUGCGGUCGCUUUCCCAUACAAAACCCCCGUUGGCUGUUUGCCAGCGCACUCUAUCGCUGUCUGCGUCUCCUGCAGCAAAUUCAAAUUUAUUUUUUCGCGGGGUGGAGCUGAUUUCCAAACGGACAAUAAUUAGUUGCAUUUACCAAGAUGCCCAGAUCUUCUAAAUCAAAUCAUUUUCAGGCCAGCAACUACAACAAGAAUUAUCAACAAUCAACCACCACUACAACCACCCAAUCUCAACCGAUCGCUUUGCCAUAUUCUGGAGCACAAAACUAUUCGAGCAACAAUUAUCACACCUCAUCCACCACUACAACUACAACUCAACCACAACCACAAUAUCGACCAUCAUCUGCGAAUUAUAAUUAUUCAAGCAAUUAUCAUAAUUCAAGCUCGACUACCACUACAACUCAGCCAAUCGCUUUGCCAGCGGCUGAGAAUUAUUCGAGCAAUAAUUAUCGUAGCUCUUCAACUACUACUACCACAACUCAACAACCACAACCACAACAACAACUUCAUGUUUCGGAUCCUCGCAACUAUUCGACUAGCUAUCAUACUGAAUCACAUAGCACAACUGGUCCAACAAUCAUUCAUUCACCAGGUGGACAAAGUGUCAGAAGCACUGAAUUCUCCUCAAGUCGCUAUAACAAACAAGAAUCGAAAACUACCACUACAACUACGACUCAACCUCAACCAAUUGCUCUUCCAUCGCAAAAUUAUUCGAGCAACAACUAUCAUAGCUCAUCAACCACUACAACUACACAACAAAAUCCGCAACCAACUUUCCAAACAACAAAUUUGCCAGUUACUCGGAACACUAGCUAUAAUUACAGCCAGGUGGGAUAUUUUAUAUGCGACUGGAAUGUUUUGAAUGUGUAGUGCGGUGCGUUGAUUUUAAAUUUGCAGAGAGAUGUUCACAUUCCUCAACCAAAGCCAACUAUGCAUCAAGAAAGUUUCACUUCGCAUGUUGAAAAGGUUUGUGUGCUAAUCAAGACUGAUUUCCUUCGGAAUUUUGAUCCAGCCUAGUUCUAACAUCAGAUUUUAGCUGAGACUAACAGUUCUUCUGAAAAAAUUCAAAAACUGAGUUUAAAAUCCCCACGCUGAAAUUAGAAAGAUCUAUAUAAAGUCCACCAAAAGUAAGAAAAAUUCAAGAGGUACAUUUUGAUAAAAUAGCUGUUUUUAGCACCGAAUUUAGUAUGAAACUAUCGAAAAUCAACUUAAAUUAUGUUACUUGUACUAGCAAAAGAGAUAAAUAUCAAUUUAACAACAAGUACUAUUCAAAUUCAUGGAAAAACAACAAAAAAUACGUGAAUGAAAAAUUUUCGAAAAACAAAAAACAAGAAAAUAAAAGUAAAAAUGGAAAUGCGCCCUAUUGAUAAAAAUUUCAUGUUUCGUACUCUCCACAGCAAAAAAAAAUUAUUUUUUUCGUUCGAAAAACGAGUUAGCCUAACUUUUUUCAUAAUUUUCAUAUAUUUUUUCAAAUUUUACACAAUUUUUUAUCGAUUUUUUCAAUUUUUCCGAAAUCCCUCCCCAAAAAACUCACCGAUCGCUUCUUUUUCUCAAAUCACACAAAAAUCAUCGAAAAUCCUCGAUAAAUCCUCAAUCCUCCAAGUUUUCCACAUUAUUGACAUUGAAAUCCAGUUGUUCAUCAAUAUUUCGAGCUGAAAAUCAGAAAAUUUGAAUUUUUCAUGUACCAUUCGAGUUCUGCUAACUCCAUUUCGAUUUCUAUAGAUUUCUUCUGGGUCUCACAACAAUUUUCCAACUCAAAAAUUUCAAUCGAAACAAUGUUUCUCUAGAAAAAACCCACCUUUCUUCGAUAAUCCUCGAAUUUUCCGUUGGAAGCGAUAAUUGCAGACUUGUAGAACAUCUAAAAAUUCAAUUUUUGACUGAAAUUCACUGAUUUUCCCCGGAAACCCGAAAACCCGGCGAAAAAAAAACGAAAAAUGAAAAUAUUCUCGUGUUGCGCUAAACAGCGGGCAAGCGGAACUUCGGAGUGUCGUUGUAAAAGAAAAAACUUUUUUUUUUCGCUGUGCUCUCUCAAAAAUGUGUGUGUUUUGUCGUUUUUUUAUGAAAAUGUGUGUGUUUUUGCUGUACAUUGAUCACAAUUUCCAGAAUUUUUCUAAAAUAUUCUUGUAUCACAGUUUACUUUUGGCUCUAAAACCCAUUCAAAAACCGAACAAGCCCUUAAUUUCUAUUUAUUCCCAAAAUUAUAUUUUCAGAACACCUCUGCUCCUCGUGUCACUCAACCAGCUUCCUACCAAUACGAAAACUAUUUGAGCAGCCGCAAAGAGGAAAACCGUCGCGAAGAAACAACCAGCAGACCAGUUUCGCAACUCUCGCAAUAUUCCGAAUCAAGAAAUUAUAAACGAAACUAUGAGGAGAAAACAGAGACAACGUGAGCAUUUCUUUUUUGGGAAAAAUAAAUUUCUAAAAAUAAAAAUAAAAUUUUUUUCCAGCACCAUUCCGGCGGUUGCUCCAUCUACUCAAGUAACCUACAAAGAUUUAUCAAAUGCUCAAUCUGUUGAUGAUGUUUUCAACAAACGUACCGAAAUGAAUGAAAGCUUGCCAAUCGGAAGUUUGUCAAACACCCAUAAUAAUACCGAAGGUGGAUAUCGCGAUGUGAACGGCCACGAUGUUUCCUACAAACGCGAACAUCAAACAUCAGCCGAUCCAGGAAGAGAAACCGCAUUAUUGAAAGAAGAGGAGAAACGUGUAGUUGAAACACCAUUGGAGCCAGGAGUUAUUUCACGACAUGUCACAACAAAAUAUUAUAAAAAGAAGACUGUUACUGACACAACAACCACGACCGCUUAA